Lactuca virosa is the source of this 1836-nucleotide messenger RNA. The record is from the annotation of a GenBank genome assembly. Lineage: Eukaryota; Viridiplantae; Streptophyta; Magnoliopsida; Asterales; Asteraceae.
AUGGGCAAAUACCGAGUCGAAUCAGUUCACUUCGGUGUCGUUGCUCGUUUUCAGGUACUUUCCUUUCCUUAUAAACUUGCUAUUAGAUUGCAGAUUCAGGAAGCCUAUCCUUCUGAUUAUCAGUGGGCAAUCACCUUGCUUGUUUACAAUUACAUGCAGAGAUCUUUAGAGGGGUAUCCUGGUGUAACACCAUUUGAAGGAAUGACAUAUGGAGUUGCAGCAAUUGUUAGUGAAUUCCCAAAAGAGCCAAAUUCAUGGAAUGAUUUACACGAUGAGUUAGAGCCAUGUAACAAGCUUCUAGAUUUACUUCUCAGACUUCUCUCACUAGUUGAUAUUCAGGUGUUGCCAAGUUUGAUGAAGCUUUUAGCACAACUGGUUGUCGAGCUUCCUGAAGAUGGACAAAAUAUGGUGUUGAAUGACUUAUUUGCUCAAGUUGCUGAUUCAGAUGAUGUGACACGGAAACCAACACUUGUUUCUUGGGUGACACAAAAGUUAUUGUUGUUGUUUAUGGACCCAAAGAUGGAACUAGGAAAAACGAAAACCCUAAAAAGGCCUUCAUUGAAGUCAUCUGGAAGCCAAAAACCGGACAGAGUGUCCAAAUCAUUAUCCCUUCCAGAAGUAGCUGCUGCCAUUUCAGUCUUGCUUGGUUUUGCACCUCCUUCUACAUUUUCCCGACGAAAGGCGCAGCCGGUCACCGACGACAAUGAUUAUGCCCUACAACGUCAACUUGCAGUUGUCGACGUUGUAACUCCUAUUUCACAUUCCAUUUCUAAUUCAGAUUCUUCUGCGAUCACUCCUUUAUCCUCACCGUUUUCUCUUCCUGACGGCUGGUUCGUCCACCCGGUCCCCCGCUCCGAUGGCCUUCGCGUCGACAAGUAUUACAUUGAGUCAGAAACAGGGCGCAAAUUUCGAUCUAGAAGAGAGGUUAAGAGAUACUUGAAUGUUGAAGAAUAUAAAGCUACUAGAUCCAGGCCUUUGAGACUUGCUUACAGAAUUAAGAAUACGUUGGAUCUGAAGAUGAUUACAUCUCAAGCAAAUUAUUACAAUGAUCCAAAUACUGAACGAAAGUUCCGAUCUUUAAAAGAUGUUGAGAGGAACCUUACAAAAGGAUCUACAUCUACUAAAUCAACCACCAAGAGGCUAAAAUACCAUGAAAAGCAUCUGCAGAGUUGCAGUAGUCGAAAGAAAAUUGUCUCUAGAGGAAAGAGGCUGGAUUUUGAAGAGGAUAAAUAUAAUCAAUAUCAAUUAGUAAAUGUAACUCCCACAAGUUUUCAAUCCUCCUCAACUUUCACUCUCCCUGAUGGUUGGAUUGUAGAGGAAGUCCCCCGAAAAACUGGAGACCAUAUUGACAGGUAUUAUUAUGAGCCAGGGACUGGACAGAAGUUCAGAUCCUUGACAGCUGUCCAGAAGCACAUAGCAGAACUUGAAGAAAAUGCACCUUUAUCUGUAGUACUUGAAGAGCUUAGAGAAAAUAAUUUACCAAUUGCCAAGGCUUUUAAAUUAAGCAAUUCUAUAAAGAAUCAUGGUUCAUAUGAUUCAUGGAAGAAAAGUGUUUUGAAAAAGGAUGAAGGUUCAUCAUCAUUUACCACUAGUCCUCCAAGCAAGAUCAAUUGGGUUAUUGCUAGUAGUGGAGGGCAAAAUUGGGAUGCUUUUAUUGGUGAUAAUCCGAUUCCGGAUUCUUUAAAGCAAGAAUGGAAUGAGAGAUUCCUGUUGGCCAUUGGUAAUGGGAAUCAGAAUGAAUCGGUUUCAGCAUAGCAAAGGAAUUUUGUAUUUGCUCAUUUGGUGUAAAAUGGUUACAAGAUUGGGUCACGGAAUCUGUUAGGAAAUGGAAUGGAA